GCACCGCGGUGCAGGCGUGCCGAACAGCGCGUCGUCGGUCCGCAGACCCCCCAGGCUCGACAUAAGGUUCGCACUCCGGUCGGCCAACCGUCAAUUUGUGUUUGGACGUGAACGAAGCUGCUUCGAUCGCUUCUUGUCUGACAUAAUCAAACAACACUCAAACUCUCGACUACUUUUUUUUGUCCGUUAACUCGUUCCUAUAUUAACGAAAACACUUCAAAAUGGUAAGUAAAACUCACGAUUUUUCUCUACCGUCGUAGACGAUAUGCGCGAUAAUAAACCGAUAACGCGAGCGAGAGAGCGGAUUGUCGCGGUACAACGAUAAUUUGGGUUUUUUUUUAAGGUUAAAUGCGCGCUCCCCACCCCUCCACCCAUUCCUCGCAGGUACCAUUGGCUUUUCCACGUUUAUUCGGUUAUCAAUUUCCGGCCCGUAGGCUCUGGACGUGUUUUUCUUCCACGUCGAACUGUGGUUGUUUCGGGCGUGGCGGGGCGGGGUCGGGUCACCGGGAAUUUCCGUUGCCGAAUCGCGUCGGGAGACCGUUUUGUUGUUUCGCAUCGUCCGUAUUAUAUUUGCGUGCCUACAUAAUUGCAUUUUUCGUUUCUCCAAAUCCCACUUCCCCAGUCCCCCCCGCGGCGACUUAUGGUCUGACGGGUUUUCAAAUCGUCGGAAUGCCAUGCGAUCUUUUAGGUUAUGUUAGGUUACCUAACCGUUGGUAUGAGUCACGAUUUCAUCCGAAUUCCUUUUCUCGGGCGUGUUCGUCAUGGCAAUACGUUUUAUUCGUCAUGGCCUUCGGUUUUAGCCGUCGUGUUGAUUGUUUUGGAUGUUGGAAAUGUUAUUGUUAAAUUUUCUAUAUAGCUAUGUGCAACAUUACGUGUUUUCAUUACUCAUACCCGUUACAACGUAGAUACGCCUAUAAAAAAUAUAAUUUACACGACCGGGGGGUAAAUUCAAUCCUAAAGUCGCGGUUAUAGUUACCAACCUAAUAGUUGUUAUCACGGAAGUAAAAUUGUUAUCGUUAUCAUUAUCGAGGAGUGUAAAUUACAAACGAUGUAUGCUUCGUGAUAGUCCCUAUCAUUAUCGCUAUAGUCGCUAUCAUCGUGAUAGUUACUAUCAUUAUUGUGAUAGUCACUAUCAUUAUUGUGAUAGUCACUAUCAUUAUUGUGAUAGUAUUGUUAACACAAUGAUAGUACAGUACAAUUCUUUUGAUUCGGUUACACCUCGUUAAUAUUUCUGGGGAAUUGUUUUUGAAAUUUUACGUUUCUCAUUGUGUAACGCUUGGGUAGAUAUAUUAAGUAUGUACAGUUUCUAUUUCGAGUAAUUAAUAAGUAUUUUUAAUAUUAACCUCUACUGUUCGGUACACAAUUUAAGUACCUAACGUCUGUUGAAGUUAAUUAUUUAAUUCAGUGUACCUAUUUAAUUUCAUUAUUUCGGAAAUAAAUUGGGUACUUAGUGUUUUUAUACUAGGUACUUAGGAUUUGUUUUUACUUUCAGUACUUUGCGAGGUUGCCUACAUUAUUAUUUUGUUUUCAAUGUCGUAUCAUAGUGAAUUAUAAGUUAUUAUUGAGUAUUUGUAUUAAUAGUGGAAUUAUUCUUAUAGCGUGAAUGUAUCUCUGUACACGUUGGCCAAGCCGGUGUCCAAAUCGGUAAUGCAUGCUGGGAAUUGUAUUGCUUGGAACAUGGCAUUGCUCCUGAUGGUCAAAUGCCAUCUGACAAGACCAUUGGAGGUGGAGACGAUAGUUUUAAUACUUUUUUCAGCGAAACUGGAUCCGGUAAACACGUGCCCAGAGCUGUGUUUGUCGACCUCGAACCUACUGUUGUUGGUAAGUUGUUGUGUGCCAUUGAUUAGUAUGUUUAAAAUUGUAAUAAUAAAUGUUAAUAAUUUAAUUAAUGUAUAUUAUUUAUGUUAUAGAUGAGGUAAGAACUGGAACAUAUCGUCAAUUGUUCCACCCUGAACAACUCAUCACUGGUAAGGAAGAUGCUGCCAACAAUUAUGCACGUGGUCACUACACUAUUGGAAAAGAAAUUGUCGAUGUGGUUUUGGACAGAAUCAGGAAGUUGGCCGACCAGUGUACUGGACUUCAAGGUUUCUUGAUCUUCCACUCUUUCGGUGGUGGUACUGGAUCCGGAUUCACUUCUCUGUUGAUGGAAAGACUCAGUGUUGACUAUGGAAAGAAGAGUAAAUUGGAAUUCGCCAUCUACCCUGCCCCCCAAGUGUCCACGGCCGUUGUUGAACCCUACAACUCAAUUUUGACUACGCACACAACUCUUGAACACAGUGACUGUGCAUUCAUGGUCGACAACGAAGCUAUCUAUGACAUCUGUCGCCGUAAUCUUGACAUUGAACGUCCAACUUACACCAACUUGAAUCGUCUCAUUGGCCAAAUUGUUUCCUCUAUCACUGCUUCACUUCGUUUUGACGGUGCCCUCAAUGUUGACUUGACUGAAUUCCAGACCAACUUGGUGCCAUACCCUCGUAUCCAUUUCCCCUUGGUCACCUACGCGCCAGUAAUCUCUGCUGAAAAGGCUUACCAUGAACAGUUGUCUGUUUCUGAAAUAACCAACGCUUGUUUCGAACCAGCUAACCAGAUGGUAAAAUGUGACCCACGUCAUGGAAAAUACAUGGCUUGCUGCAUGUUGUACCGUGGUGAUGUUGUACCCAAGGAUGUCAAUGCUGCCAUUGCUUCCAUCAAGACCAAGAGAACCAUUCAGUUCGUCGACUGGUGUCCAACUGGAUUCAAAGUUGGUAUCAAUUACCAACCCCCAACUGUGGUACCUGGUGGUGACUUGGCUAAAGUACAACGUGCCGUAUGCAUGUUGUCCAAUACUACUGCCAUUGCUGAAGCUUGGGCUAGGUUGGACCACAAAUUUGACUUGAUGUACGCCAAACGUGCUUUUGUCCAUUGGUAUGUUGGAGAAGGUAUGGAAGAAGGUGAGUUCUCUGAAGCUCGUGAGGACUUGGCUGCUUUGGAAAAGGAUUACGAAGAAGUCGGCAUGGACUCCGUUGAAGGAGAAGGUGAAGGUGGUGAAGAAUACUAAUUCAAAACAACAGCAAUAAUGUUUCAGAAAAAUCACGCUUGAUUACAAAUUCCAGAAAUUAAAUUAACCUUAUUACUUUUUUUAUAUGGACAUUUUUAGAAGUUUUAUUAUUUAAAUGAAAGCAAACGCAAAUGAAAUAACUACUUGUUUUUUUAUUUCUUAUAAAAUUGAGAUUACAUCCUUUCUAUCUUGAUAAUAAUUGCAUUAUAAAAUAUUAAUUUUAUUUAUGUACAUUAUCGGCAAAAGAUUUGGUUCAAUCUUUUGGGUAAAAUUUCUGCAGCCACUUUUUUGGCGUGUACCUUAUCCCGUCAAAUUUUUUAAAGUAUUGGUUUAUGUUUUUAUGUCUGACCUAAAAUGGUAAAAUAUUCAAAUUAGAUUGAAUAUUGUGUAUUUAGGUACAUUUAUAAUUGUAUUUACUUCAACGUUUUCUAAUCCUAUCAUGUUUUUUUGAACCUCGAUAAAUUCGUUAUCGUCUAUAUCUACCAACAUGUAAUAUUCUGGUUCUCUCGAAAGGUCCUAACAAAAUAAAACAAAUUGAAUUAAUAAAAUAAGCUAUACCUUUGUUUUAAAUAUCAAAACC
This is a messenger RNA of Cinara cedri, 3617 nucleotides long. NCBI's taxonomy places the organism in Eukaryota, Metazoa, Arthropoda, Insecta, Hemiptera, Aphididae. The record is from the annotation of a GenBank genome assembly.